AUGUCUUGGCUCUUCGGCUACUCGAGGCCACACCUUCCCGACUUAGGAAGUGACACUUCGGCGUCUGCACCUCCACCACCACCUCCAAGAAAGGAUGACAAAAAGAAUCUUGAAGAAGCCAUCUCUGGAUUCAGGUUUGACUCUGCGGCCUUAGAAAGAGCAGCCAAAGCCGCUCGUGAACUGGAGGGUUCAAAGUACGCCAAGGAGGCAUUUGAGUUGUCUCGAAUGAACGAGCAUACGCAACAGUUAGAGUAUCAAACCAAACUAAGGGAAUAUGAACUUGGAAUCGAGCAAAUGAAGAGCCAGCAGAUACGUGUACAGCAAGAAGAACGACGAAAAACUCUAGAAGAAGAAGCAAAAAUUCAGAAGCAUCGUGUCGAGUAUCAGGACAUGCUUGCCAGGAAACGUCAGGAAGAUCAAAUGGCUCAACAAGCUCGCAUGCACGAAGAAACGCUGAGGAAACAAGAGGAGUCUGUUCAAAAGCAGGAAUCAAUUCGACGACAAACAAUUGAGUACGAGGCAAAUUUGCGUCACCAAAAUGAGCUUAAGCAAAUAGAGGCUCGGCUCCGUGGUGAAGCCCAAAUUGAACGGGAAAAUCGUGACAUAAGGCUGGAGAGAUCUCGUAUUGAAGCGAGGGAGUAUCGGGAGACUAUUUUGCAGUCAAUACAAACAGCGGGAUCUGUAAUUGGUGCUGGUUUUAAUGCAUUCUUUGCUGAUCGAUUCAAAGUCGCAACUGCUGUUGGUGCUGUGACUGUUUUGGCUGGUGGUGUAUAUGCUGCCAAAUUUGGACUCGGUACCUUGGCCCGGUACGUGGAAUCUCGGAUCGGCAAACCUUCACUGGUGCGGGAGACGUCUAGGCUCAAUGCCGUCGAUUUGAUUCUACAUCCGAUUCAGGCUAUUCAGAAAACAUUCAACCGCCCUGGUGACCCCCUGAAAAAUAUUGUACUUGAACCUAGUCUUGAAGCGCAUUUGCGAAAGGUUGCUAUCGCUACACGGUACACCAAAGCAAACAAAGGCUUUUACAGGAAUGUUCUUAUGGCUGGUCCUCCCGGAACUGGCAAAACUAUGAUGGCCAAGAGUUUGGCUGUCCAUUCCGGUUUGGAUUAUGCUAUUAUGACUGGCGGGGAUAUUGCGCCCUUGGGGAGUGACGGUGUAACGGCAAUUCACAAGGUGUUCAAUUGGGCCAGAACUAGUCGUAGAGGUGUUCUGUUAUUCGUCGAUGAAGCUGACGCCUUUCUGCGAAAGCGUGAACAGGAGCGAAUCUCCGAAGGAAUGCGCGCAACUCUAAACGCUUUCCUCUAUCGAACCGGUGAACAAUCUCAGAAGUUCAUGUUGGUUUUGGCAAGCAACCAGCCGGAGCAGUUUGACUGGGCCAUCAAUGAUCGAAUGGACGAAAUUGUUUAUUUUAACCUGCCGAAACAGCGGGAGAGGGAGCGGAUGAUUCGUCAGUACUUUGAUCUCUACCUUCUCCAGCCCUCAAUGGACAGGAAGCAGCGCAUCCACCUCGCUGACGACAUUGACUAUGCAACCAAGUGCAAGGAGGUGGCAGCCCGAACUGAGGGUCUCUCGGGUCGUGAGCUUUCCAAGAUCGCCAUCGCCUGGCAGACAGCGGCAUUUUCAAGCAAAGACGGUACUCUUAAUGAGGAGAUGAUGGACAACAUUGUAGACAAUGCGGUAGCAGCGAACAAGAAAAAACAGGAAUGGCGGCAGUGUCGGCUUCCCGAUUGGCAAACAGAGCACCUGCAGCCUCCACCUUAG
This is a messenger RNA of Hydatigera taeniaeformis, 1758 nucleotides long. The record is from the annotation of a GenBank genome assembly. Lineage: Eukaryota; Metazoa; Platyhelminthes; Cestoda; Cyclophyllidea; Taeniidae.